Messenger RNA from Pongo pygmaeus (Bornean orangutan), 4385 nucleotides. RefSeq names its product A disintegrin and metalloproteinase with thrombospondin motifs 7-like. NCBI's taxonomy places the organism in Eukaryota, Metazoa, Chordata, Mammalia, Primates, Hominidae. The record is from RefSeq and is a predicted model, not a curated record.
CGGUCAGGGGUGUCCCCAGUCCCGGCGGUGAGUGUGUGAGAGGCUAGACCUCCUGCUGUGACCGGGCCCUGGGGUCAGCCCCGGCUCACAGUCUUGCUUGUGCUCCUAGCAGAGCCCCACGCUCUCUGCAGCCCAAGCCCCCGUCUGCAAAGUGGAGGCACUGGGGCCAGGGCUUGAUUCCAUGAUUCCCAGGGUGUCUUCAGCUGAGUCAGCACGUGGGCUGUUUUACUCCCCGCUCAGCUCCUCCAUGUGGCCUGGGUCACAAGUGAUUGUGAUGAUUGCGAGGGGGCCUCUCUCACCUUCCAUCCUUCCCCUCUGUGCCUUUCGCAGCCUUCCCACCCACCUUGUUCUCACUAGGGUGAGGAUGACUGAUAGGCUUGGGGGUGGGGUGGCUCUACCUCCGUCUGUCUCGGUAGAGGUGUCUUAAUGAGGAGUGCGUACAUAUGGGCUUCUAGCCCGAGGCUGUGGAUGGUGGCUGGUCCAGCCGGAGCGCCUGGUCUGUCUGCUCGCGGAGCUGUGGCAUUGGUGUAUAGAGCACCAAGCGGCAGUGCACGCAGCCUAUGCCCAAAUACAAAGGCAGAUACUGUGUGGGUGAGCGGAAGCGCUUCCGCCUCUGCAACCUGCAGGCCUGCCCUGCUGGCCGCCGUUCCUUCCGCCACGUCCAGUGCAGCCACUUUGACGCUAUGCUCUACAAGGGCCAGCUGCACACAUGGGUGCCCGUGGUCAAUGACGAACGUGGGCUGUGACUUCGAGAUUGACUCCGGCGCUAUGGAGGACCGCUGUGACGUGUGCCACGGCAACGGCUCCACCUGCCACACCGUGAGCGGGACCUUCAAGGAGGCCGAGGGCCUGGGGUAUGUGGACGUGGGACUGAUCCCAGCCGGCGCACGCGAGAUCCGCAUCCAGGAGGUGGCCGAGGCUGCCAACUUCCUGGCACUGCGGAGCGAGGACCCGGAGAAGUACUUCCUCAAUGGUGGCUGGACCAUCCAGUGGAACGGGGACUACCAGGUGGCAGGGACCACCUUCACAUACGCACGCAGGGGCAACUGGGAGAACCUCACGUCCCCGGGUCCCACCAAGGAGCCUGUCUGGAUCCAGCUGCUGUUCCAGGAGAGCAACCCCAGGGUACACUAUGAGUACACCAUCCACCGGGAGGCAGGUGGCCACGGCGAGGUCCCACCGCCCGAGUUCUCCUGGCACUAUGGGCCCUGGACCAAGUGCACAGUCACCUGUGGCAGAGGUGAGAAGAGGCAACAAGUGUACUGCUCGGAGUGGUAGGCAGGGCCUGUGGACGGGGAGCACUGUGACCCCCUGGGCCGGCCCGAUGAUCAACAGAGGAAGUGCAACGAGCAGCCCUGCCCUGCCCUGUGGUGGGCAGGUGAGUGGCAGCUGUGCUCCAGCUCCUGCAGGUCUGGGGGCCUCUCCCGCCGGGCCGUGCUCUGCAUCCGAUACGUGGGGCUGGAUGAGCAGAGUGCCCUGGAGCCACCUGCCAGUGAACCCCUUCCCCGGCCCCCUACUGAAACCCCUUGCAACUGCCAUGUGCCCUGUCCGGCCACCUGGGCUGUGGGGAACUGGUCUCAGUGCUCAGUGACGUGUGGGGAGGGCACUCAGCGCCGAAAUGUCCUCUGCACCAAUGACACCGGUGUCCCCUGUGACGAGGCCCAGCAGCCAGUCAGCAAAGUCACCUGCUGUCUGCCACCCUGUCGGUGGCCCCUGGGCACACUGGGCCCUGAAGGCUCAGGCAGCGGCUCUUCCAGCCACGAGCUCUUCAGUGAGGCUGACUUCAUCCCGUGCCACCUGGCCCCACGCCCUUCACCCACCUCAUCACCCAAGCCGGGCACCAUGGGCAACGCCAUUGAGGAGGAGGCCCCAGAGCUGGACCUGCCGGGGCCCAUGUUUGUGGACGACUUCUACUACGACUACAAUUUCAUCAACUUCCAUGAGGACCUGUCCCACAGGCCCUCUGAGGAGCCCGAUCUAGACCUGGCGGGGACGGGGGAUCUGACGCCCCCACCACACAGCCGUCCUGCUGCGCCCUCCACGGGUAGCCCCAUGCCUGCCACAGAGCUUCCUGCAGCCAAGGAGGAGGGGGCACCGGGACCUUGGUCCCCUAGCCCUUGGCCCAGCCAGACCAGCCGCUCCCCACCCCCACCCUCAGAGCAGAACCCUGGGAACCCUUUGAUCAAUUUCCUGCCUGAGGAAGACACCCCCAUAGGGGCCCCAGAUCUUGGGCUCCCCAGCCUGCCUUGGCCUAGGGUUUCCACUGAUGGCCUGCAGACGCCUGCCACCCCUGAGAGCCAAAAUGAUUUCCCAGUUGUCAAGGACAGCCAGAGCCAGCUGCCCCCUCCAUGGCAGGACAGGACCAAUGAGGUUUUCAAGGGUGAUGAGGAACCUGAGGGCCGCAGAGCACCCCACCUGCGCCCGAGACCCAGCCCCAUGCUGCCCACUUUGUCCCUGGUCGGCAGCACCCACUCCUCUCCUAGUCCUGAAGUGGCGGAGCUGUGGACAGGAGGGACAGUCACCCGGGAGCCAGCUCUGGAGGGUGGCCUGGGUCCCGUGGACAGUAAACUGUGGCCCACUGUUGGGGUAGCUUCUUCCCCUCCCCCUCCUCCUCCUCCUCCUCCUCCUCCUCCUCCUCCUCCUCCUCCUCCUCCUCCCAUAGUCCCUCUGCCGGAGAUGAAGGGCAGGGACAGUUCCCUGGAGCCGGGGACUCCCACCUUCCCAACCCCAGGACCAGGUUCAUGGGACCUGCAGACUGUGGCAGUGUGGGGGACUUUCCUCCCCACAACCCUGACUGGCCUCGGGCACAUGCCUGAGCCUGCCCUGAACCCAGGACCCAAGGGCCAGCCUGAGUCCCUCAGCCCUGAGGUGCCCCUGAGCUCUAGGCUGCUGUCCACGCCAGCUUGGGACAGCCCCGCCAACAGCCACAGAGCCCCUGAGACUCAGGCACUGGCUGCCAGCCUGGCUGAAGCGAGGCCCCCCACGGACCUUGUUAUCAGGAACGCCAGCUGGCAAGCGGGAAACUGGAGCGAGUGCUCCACCACCUGCGGCCUGGGUGUGAUCUGGAGGCUGGUGUGCUGUAGCUCCGGCCGGGAUGAGGACUGCCCCGCUGGCCGGCCCCAGCCUGCCCGCCACUGCCACCUGCCACCUGCCACCUGCCACCUGCGGCCCUGUGCCACCUGGCACUCAGGCAACUGGAAUAAGUGCUCCCGUAGCUGUAGUGGAGGUUCCUCAGUGCGGGACAUGCAGUGUGUGGAUACAUGGGACCUCCGACCACUGCAGCCCUUCCAUUGUCAGCCCGGGCCUGCCAAGCCACCUGCGCAUCGGCCCUGUGGGGCCCAGCCCUGCCUCAGCUGGUACACAUCUUCCUGGAGGGAGUGCUCCGAGGCCUGUGGCGAUGGUGAGCAGCAGUGUCUGGUGACCUGCCCGGAGCCAGGCCUCUGCAAGGAGGCGCUGAGACCCAACACCACCCAGCUCUGCAACACCCACCCCUGCACGCAGUGGGUGGUGGGGCCCUGGGGCCAGUGCUCAGCCCCCUGUGGCGGUGGCGUCCAGCGGCGCCUGGUCAAGUGUGUCAACACCCAGACGGGGCUGCCCGAGGAAGACAGUUACCAGUGUGGCCACGAGGCCUGGCCUGAGAGCUCCCGGCCAUGUGGCACCGACGAUUGUGAGCCCGUCGAGCCUCCCUGCUGUGAGCGGGACCGCCUGUCCUUCGGGUUCUGCGAGACGCUGCACCUACUGGGCCGCUGCCAGCUGCCCACUGUCCGUACCCAGUGCUGUGCUUGUGCUCCGCCCAGCCAUAGCGCCCGCUCCCGAGGCCAUCAGCGGGUUGCCUGCCGCUGACCAUGCCAGGAUGCACAGACCAACCGACAGACCUCAGUGCCCACCAUGGGCUGUGGCAGAGCUCCCGCCCCCUGCGCCCUGCUCCCUGUGCCCUGUGCCCUGUGCCCUAAUGGUGCUAACCCCCUCUCACUACCCAGCGGCAGGCUGGGGACCUCCUUCCCCUCGAAAAAGGUAUUUUUUUAUUCUAACAGUUUGUGUAACAUUUAUUAUUUUACAUAAACGAGUAUCUACCAUUCCAAAGCACAGCGUGACUUCAUCUUGGAUUUGGGGAAUCUUAAAAGUGAGAAACUCUUCCCCCGAUCCCUCUGCCCAAAACUCCACCGCCACAGCACCUCGGCAGGCGCGGCUUUUCACCUGCUACUCUGGGGCAGAUCUGCGGAGGACAGAGCAGCAAACGAGUCCAUGAGAGCAUGGCGUCUGGGACUGCCCCUUGGAGUGAUGGGGACUGGGGCUCCCAGGGGCACCUCCCUGGCCCUGUUGUAUCUGUUGACUGUUCUGCAAAAAGUGGACGGAGAAGAGGGGAGCAGGCUGGCCAGCUGUGC